AUGGUCUGCUCGGCUGCCCCCGUGCUACUCCUGGCCAUGACUCUCCCCCUGGUGGGGCCACCCGUGGCCCGAGCAUCCCAACCUGGACCCAGCCAGGCGGGAGGGGAAUCUGGGCAGCAGCUGGACCAAGAGAGUGGAGCAGGUGAAUCAGUCCUGCUCUCGGUCUAUGUCCAGCUGGUCUUCUCAGAUGGGGGCUGGCCAGCAGCGCUCUCCAGGCCCCUGCCUCUGCCCCCAGCCUCCGCUCCCUUUUCCCCGAGAACUCUCACUGGCCUCAGCCUCACGACAGAGUGUAAAGUCAAGCCGGAUGGGUUUACCUAUUGUGCCUGCCUGUCUGGAUACCAGUGGAAUGCCAGCAUCUGCUCCCGCCACCAGCUUUGCCAGCCCGCCUACAACCACCGGCCCUGUGGCUGUCUGGUCUUCAGCCCUCCUGCAGCCGGGUACUGCCAGCUGCUGCCACCUGCCCCCGGCAGCCUGAGCCUGAACACCUGGCUGCAGAUGCCUGGCCACACGCUGAACCUGACCCUCCUCACGAGCCAGGAGACCACCAACCUGAGCUGGUUCCUGCGGCGGCACUCGGGGAGCCCCAGCCCCAUCCCCCUGCAGCCCGGGGCACAGGUGUCCCUGACAUCCAGCCAGGGCCAGGCUGUCCUCAGCAUCCGCAACAUCUCCCAUGAGUGGGAAGGGGAGUACGUGUGCUGCUUCGAGGCCCAGGGAUUCCGGUGGGAGCUGUACCAGGUGGCGAGGGUGCCCCUGCAGGCGGCAGAUGUGGCUCCGCUUCCGGACCAGCUCUCCAUCUCCUGUGCCAGCUCCCCUGGCUUUCAGCUGAGCUGCUGCAUCCCCUACACGCCCCUGGGCUACACGGCUUCCUGGAGCCCUGCCGAGGGCAGCGAAGCCUCCUCCUUCAGCACACCAGGGGACCGGUGCCUUGUGCUGGCCGCUCAGCACUGCCCUGCAGCUGACAUGACAUACACUUGUGACCUGCAGAGCCCAGGACUGACUCCUCUCAGGGUCCCCGUCUUUGUCACCGUCAUCCAGGAUGGAGACACCACCUGCCCCAAGGACUCCGCCGUUGUGGCCUGGAAUGUCACCAAGGCUGGCCAUGUGGCUCAGGCCCCCUGUCCUGUGAACAGGACAGGCAUGGUGAAGAGGACCUGUGGGCCUGAUGGGGUCUGGGGGCCCAUCCACAGCAGCUGCACAGACACACGGCUCCUGGCCUUGCUUCGGAGAGCCCAGCUGCUGUGGGCAGGCCAGGGCUGGCCUGCUGAAGAGGUGCCACAGAGCCUGGCGCAGCUGCUGGAGCAGACAGAGGUGGUGAGCUCACCCUCUGACUUAUUGGCACUGCUGGGCACCAUGACAUCCCUGGCCAAGGUGGUGGCAGACACUGGAACACCGCUCCACCGCAGUGCCCUGGAGGCUCUCCUGAAAACCACAGACAAGGUCCUAGACAUGGACGCCAGUUCCCUGUGGACCCCGACCCAGGUCCAGAAGCCCUCGGCGGCCUCAGAUCUCCUGCUGGCGGUGGAGACCCUGGCACACAGCCUGUACCCACAGGAUCAGCCCUUCUCCUUCAGCUUGCCCAAUGUGCAGUUGCAGACCCAGCUCCUCACGCCCUCACUUCCUGCUGACUACAGAGUCUCCUUCUCCACUCAGCCCCGGCUACAGGCAAAGAUUCCCAGACGCUCCCUGGCCCCACUGGUUACAAGCAAUAGUAACUUCACGAUUACUAGCCUGGUGCUGCGAAAACUGGACCACCUCCUGCCCUCAAACUACGGACAAGAGCUGGGGGACUCCAUCUACGCCACUCCUGGGCUGGUCCUCUCCAUCUCCAUCAUGGCAGGUGGCCAGGCCUUCAACCGGGGAGAAGUCAUCAUGGACUUUGGGGACAGAGAUGACCCCUUUCACUGUGUCUUCUGGGACCACCAUCUUUUCCAGGGCAGCGGGGGCUGGUCAGGUGAAGGGUGCCAGGUGAAGGCAGCCAAUGCCAGCGCCUUGGUGACCCCAAGACACAAUCACUGCAUCUGUCGGCAUCUCACUGCCUUCUCCAUCCUCAUGUCCCGACACACUGUUCCGAGAAACCCUACCCUGGAGCUGCUGAGUCAGGUGGGCUUGGGGGCCUCCAUUCUGGCCCUGCUUGUGUGUCUGGGCGUGUACAGGCUGGUGUGGAGAGUCGUGGUACGGAACAAAGUUGCCUACUUGCGCCACGCAGCCCUGCUCAACGUGGUGCUCUGCCUGCUGGCCGCGGACACCUGCUUCCUGGGAGGCCCCCUGCUUCCUCCAGGGCCCCGCAGCCCACUCUGCCUGGCCGCUGCCUUCCUCUGUCAUUUCCUCUACCUGGCCACCUUUUUCUGGAUGCUGGCUCAGGCCCUGAUGUUGGCCCACCAGCUGCUUUUCGUCUUCCAUCAGCUGUCCAAGCGCCGAGUCCUCUCCCUGAUGGUGGUUCUCGGCUACCUUUGCCCGAUGGGGUUUGCAGGUGCCGCCCUGGGCCACUAUCUACCCCGAGGGCAGUACCUGGGGGAGGGGGUGUGCUGGUUGGAUGGGAAGGGAGGGGCGCUGUACACCUUCGUGGGGCCGGUGCUGGUCAUCGUGGGCCUGAACGCGCUGGUCCUCGCCAUGGCCAUGCUGAAGCUGUUGAGACCCUCGCUGUCGGAGGGACCCCAGGCAGAGAAGCGCCAAGCCCUGCUGGGGGUGAUCAAAGCCCUGCUCGUCCUCACACCCAUCUUCGGCCUCACCUGGGGGCUGGGCCUGGCCACUCUGCUCGAGCAAGUCUCCAUCGUCCCUCACUACCUCUUCAUCAUUCUCAACAGCUCCCAGGGCGUCUUCAUUCUGCUGUUUGGUUGCCUGAUGGACAAGAAAGUACGAGAGGCUUUACUCAAACGCUUCGGCUGUGCCCACCCCCCCAACUCCACCAUCUCCCUGGCCACAAAUGAAAGCCACCUCCCGGAACCCAGCAAAAGGAGAAGCGAAAAUGCCAGUUAUGAAGAAAAGAUGACUUAA
Pipistrellus nathusii (Nathusius's pipistrelle) is the source of this 2994-nucleotide messenger RNA. The record is from the annotation of a GenBank genome assembly. Lineage: Eukaryota; Metazoa; Chordata; Mammalia; Chiroptera; Vespertilionidae.